Messenger RNA from Effrenium voratum, 364 nucleotides. NCBI's taxonomy places the organism in Eukaryota, Dinophyceae, Suessiales, Symbiodiniaceae. The record is from the annotation of a GenBank genome assembly.
AGCUUAUGGCCCCUGUGUGCUCCCGCACUUGUCGGCAUGGCAAUCCCACGUGGGAGCAUGGAGACCUUCACCGAGCACUUGGAUGAAAUCUUCUACAGGAUGAAGCUUGAGAUCCUGAAGCAGCAUGAUCAUCAGGUGACGAUGCAGAAACUCCGGCUACGGGCGUUGCUAGGCAGAAGUGGCGAGUUCAGGCUGGAUAGAGCGCCUGCAAACCCUCGCAAGAUGAUCCAGCGAAUGAAGACCUCCGAUUUAGAGAAGCCGCCGUCCCGGCAAAACUUGAAUGGUGCCGCGCCAAUGGCCGGUGCAGUCAAGGCGCUGCAGGCAGCCAGUCGACUGAGCCAAGAGUCGUCCGCGUCGGAAAUUG